Molecule: messenger RNA, 222 nt
Organism: Protopolystoma xenopodis
Lineage: Eukaryota; Metazoa; Platyhelminthes; Monogenea; Polystomatidea; Polystomatidae
Source: the annotation of a GenBank genome assembly
GUUCCAUACGUGCAAUCCAUGCUCGAGGCUUUGAGUGCCAACCCAGAAGUGAUGGAGACAUUGAUGCUUAGAAAUCCGCUUCUUAAUCAAAAUGAUGGUGGCUCUAAUGGGAUCAUGCAUCAGCAACUGCGCAACAUGAUGCCUCAAUUGGCUGCGCAGAUGAGUCAGCCUGCCUUCCGGCAGAUGCUUACUAACCCACGUGCUCUACAGAUUUUCGUAUAG